Messenger RNA from Hibiscus syriacus, 528 nucleotides. Its product is annotated as secreted RxLR effector protein 161-like. Bases 1 to 528 code for a protein of 175 amino acids. Lineage: Eukaryota; Viridiplantae; Streptophyta; Magnoliopsida; Malvales; Malvaceae. The record is from RefSeq and is a predicted model, not a curated record. The transcript has 2 exons.
AUGGAACUUAUUGAAGAUGCCGGAUUAGGAGGUGCAAAACCAGCUCUAACACCUUCACAGCAGAAUUUAAAGCUUAUAACUGUGGAUUUUAAUCAAGGGUUACAACAAGAAUCCAGUGACUUGGCUUUGGAGGAUAAGCCAGAAAAUACCUUUGUUGUUCAACAUUUAAGUCAAUUCAUGGAGGAGCCUAAAACUUCUCAUUUGGAGGCAGCUUUGAGAGUGGUGAGAUAUGUCAAACGGAAUCAUGGUCAAGGUUUAUUAUGUGCAGCAGAACGAGAGACAAAUACGGUUGCUUUAUGCGACUCAGAGUGGGCUCCCUGUGUGAUGUCAAGAAGAUCAGUCACAGGUUUCAACAUUAAGUUGGGCAAGUCCUUGACUUCUUGGAAAUCCAAGAAACAAAGUACCAUAGCACGUUCUUCAACAGAAGCUGAAUAUAGGAGCAUGACAAUGACAGUGGUAAAAAUCUUUUGGUUAACUGGUUUGCUGAAAGAAUUGAGAAUGAAGACUGACCCCAGUUGGGAUUUUUAG